UAGAGGCAGGAAACAUGGUCCUGAUGUUGGGGGAGUCCAGAACAAGAUACACAGCUAACAAUAAGGGGUAGGCCAUUUAGAACGGAAUUCAGGAAAAACUUUUCACCCAGAGAGUUGUGGAUCUAUGGAGUGCUCUGCUUCAGAAGGCAGUGGAGACCAAUUCUCUGGAUGCUUUCAAGAAAGAGUUAGAUAGAGUUGUUAAAGAUUGCGGAGUCAAGGGAUAUGGGGAGAAGGCAGGAACGGGGUACUGAUUGCGGCUGAUCAGCCAUGAUCACAUUGAAUGGCGGUGCUGGCUCAAAAGGCUGAAUUGCCUGCACCUGCACCUAUUGUCUAUUAUCAAUUGACAAACCCUGAGACCCCACACUCCUGGCAGGAUCCUGACACACUGUGAGACACCACACAUGCCUGACAGGGUCCUGAAACACUGAGACCCCUCACACCGCUAAACAGGUUAACACACUACGAGACUCCACAUAUUUCUGACAGGGUCCUGACACACUGUGAAACACCACACAUGCCGGUUAGGGCGCUGACAACCUUUACGACCCCACAAGCCCUUGACAGUGUCCUGAUACACUGUGGGACUCCAUAUGCCCCUGACAGGAUACUGACACACUGUGAGACCCCACACAUCUGACAGGGUCCUGACACACUGUGAGACCCCACACACCUGACAGGGUCCUGACACACUGUGAGACCCCACACACCUGACAUGUUCCUGACACACUGUGCUCUUCCCAUACAUCCCUGGCAGAGGCCGGACACAGUGCAUAACCCCACAUACCCCGACAGGUUUCGAACACACUUUGAGAUCCCACGCACCCCCCCCCACCCACCCACAGUUCAUGUUCUGAUCAGCAAAUCUGCUGCUUUGUAUUUUGAUUCAGUGAUGGUGGGAGGGGAGGGUGAGCUGUGAUUCCCCGACCUGUUCCUUUGACAGAAUGCCCACCACCUUCUUCUCUAUCUCCAUACGCCACAUCAACACAAGGGAUUAAAAGAUACUUCCUUAGGAGCAAUGAUAUCUGUGGCAGUAGUGAGAUGUUGUCCAGUACGGAACAGUUGGGGGUCAGUAAACUACCAGGGAAAUACUCACCUUCACAGCACAGUUAAUGUGAAAAUGUGAUGAUCUGGUGUUUAUCUGGAACAGGCCUCUCCGUCCAGUCAGCGGUCUGUUAAUCAAAUUUACUUUACUGUACGAACAACCAUUGAUGAAUCCAUCAAUGCAACAGCUCUGAGCUAACUCUGGUGUGCUUAAAUACUGAGUUCUGAGCUGAGGCAUCUAACAGUUUGUCCACUGUCUGUUCCCAUGGAAGAUGUUCAACAGAAACACAAGGAGACUCUGCGGGCAAAAACUGAAACACUGAGAGUGAACACGAUCCUGAUGAGGGAGAAGGUGAAGGUUUUCCAGCUGGUUGAUCGAUACGCUGAGCUCACGGUCAUUUCUACUGUUCGAGAUCGGAGACUGGUGGAGCAUGAGCUGCUGGCAAGAGGCAGAGACCACGAGGAGUGGAGAGAAAAACAUCUCUGCGGAGAGCUGGAGAAACUCCAGAUGGAUCAGUUGUUCCAGAGCAGGUUUUCCCAAACUAACUCCAAAUCUGGGAGUUCGGCAGCAGUGGCCGGAGUCCCGGGGAUCGGGAAAACAACAAUGGUACAAAAGAUUGUUUACGACUGGGCCACGGGGAAAAUAUACCAACAGUUCCAGUUUGUCUUCAGUUUCAAAUUCCGCGAUUUAAACUCCAUUAACUGUAGAAUAAACCUGAAGGAACUGAUUCUGGAUCAGUAUCCUUACUUUGGGAAUAUCCUGAGAGAGGUCUGGAAGAACCCAGAGGGAUCGCUGUUUAUAUUUGAUGGUUUGGAUGAAUUCAAUGACCAAAUUAAUUUUUCUGACCGUCAGAGAGACACGGAAACUCGGUCCACAUGCACAGAUCCAGAUUUCAAGUGCAAGGUGUCUGACAUUGUGUACAGUUUAAUCCAGGGCAAGCUGCUCCCAGGGUGUUCAGUGCUGGUGACCACCCGUCCCACUGCGUUACAUUUAUUGGAAAAGGCUGAGAUCGGUACCGAAGCUGAAAUCCUGGGAUUUUCAGGUGAGGAACGGAAGGAAUAUUUCAUCAGACAUUUUGAAGAUCAGACGGUGGCGGAAGCUGUUUUCAAACACGUGAAGGAGAACGAGAUCCUGUACACCAUGAGCUACAACCCCUCCUACUGCUGGAUCCUCGCCCUGGCACUGGGCCCCUUCUUCACACAAAGAGUCAGGGACCCGCAGCGAGUUCCCAAGACCAUCACCCACCUGUACUCCUACUAUAUUUACAACAUCCUGAAAAACCACGGCCGUGAGAUUGAGAACCCCCGUGAUGUGUUACUCAGGGUUGGUCAGAUGGCCUUCAGAGGAGUGUCCGAGAGGAAGAUUGUGUUUACAGAUGGAGAUUUGAUCAACUACAAACUGCAGCCUUCCCAGUUCCUGUCCGGGUUCCUGAUGGAGCUUUUGGAGAGAGAGGAUUCUGCCCGGAGCGUGGUGUACACAUUCCCACACCUCACCAUCCAAGAGUUUGUAGCUGCAGUCGCACAAUUCCUGAUCCCAGAUGGCAGAGAUAUUACGAAACUCCUCACUGAAGCCCACUGUGUGAAGGAUGGGCGGUUUGAGGUAUUUCUCCGUUUUGUUGCUGGUCUCUCCAACCCAAUGGCAGCUCGGGGCCUGGAGGAGUUCCUGGGUCCAUUUCCUCAUCAAACAACCUGCCGGGUGAUUGACUGGGUGAAGGAGGAGGUUAAACGCCAGAGUGGAAACACAAGGAGUGAAGCUGGUAAAAGGAGCCUCCUGAACACAUUGCACUACCUGUUUGAGUCUCAGAAUCGUGGACUGGCUCAGGCCGCUCUGGGAUCUGUGGAAACACUUUCAUUCAGUGGAAUGACACUGACCCCAAUUGACUGCGCGGUCCUGUCUCAUGUCAUCGGACUCUGUGAUACAAUAAAACACCUCGACCUGGAGAACUGCCACAUUCAGUAUGAGGGAAUACAGCGGCUGGGACCCGGGCUGCACAAGUGCCAGGAGUUGAGACUUGGGCGGAAUGACCUGGGAGAUUCAGGAGUGAAACUGGUGUCUGCGGCUCUGAGGAAUCCGGAGUGUAAAAUACAGAGACUGCGGCUGUACAAUGUCGGUCUCACAGAUUCUGGUGCCGAGGAUCUUGUCUCCCGCUCUCAGUACAAACUCAUCACUAAUGGAGCUGAACCUGGGUGAUAAUAAACUGGAGAUUCAGGAGUGAAACUGGUGUCUGCGGCUCUGAGGAACCCGGAGUGUAAAAUACAGAAACUGUGGCUGAUGAAUGUCGGUCUCACAGAUUCUGGUGCCGAGGAUCUCGCCUCCACUCUCAGUACAAACCCAUCACUGACGGAGCUGAGCCUGAGUGGUAAUAAACUGGGAGAUUCAGGAGUGAAACUGGUGUCUGCGGCUCUGAGGAACCCGGAGUGUAAAAUACAGAGACUGGGGCUGAUCGAUGUCGGUCUCACAGAUUCUGGUGUCGAGGAUCUCGUCUCCGCUCUCAGUACAAACCCAUCACUGACGGAUCUGGACCUGAGAUUAAACUCUCUGACAGACGGAUCUGUCCCCGCUCUCCGCCGCCUCAUACUGACCCUCCCGAGUCUGAAGCUGAUCCUGCUGCGGGGGAAUCAGUUCAGUGAGACCGGGAUGAAGGAACUGAGAUCUCUACAGGAACCCAGACCCGGACUGAGAGUGGAUCUGUGAACAUCUGAAUGUGGGGAAUCGGUUCAGUGAGACCGGGAUGAAGGAACUGAGAUCUCUACAGGAACCCAGACCCGGACUGAGAGUGGAUCUGUGAACAUCUGAAUGUGGUGAAUCGGUUCAGUGAGACCGGGAUGAAGGAACUGAGAUCUCUACAGGAACCCAGACCCGGACUGAGAGGGGAUCUGUGAACAUCUGAAUGUGGGGAAUCGGUUCAGUGAGACCGGGAUGAAGGAACUGAGAUCUCUACAGGAACCCAGACCCGAACUGAGAGUGGAUCUGUGAACAUCUGAAUGUGGGGAAUCGGUUCAGUGAGACCGGGAUGAAGGAACUGAGAUCUCUACAGGAACCCAGACCCGGACUGAUGGUGGAUCUGUGAACAUCUGAAUGUGGUGAAUCGGUUCAGUGAGACCGGGAUGAAGGAACUGAGAUCUCUACAGGAACCCAGACCCGGACUGAGAGUGGAUCUGUGAACAUCUGAAUGUGGUGAAUCGGUUCAGUGAGACCGGGAUGAAGGAACUGAGAUCUCUACAGGAACCCAGACCCGGACUGAGAGUGGAUCUGUGAACAUCUGAAUGUGGGGAAUCGGUUCAGUGAGACCGGGAUGAAGGAACUGAGAUCUCUACAGGAACCCAGACCCGGACUGAUGGUGGAUCUGUGAACAUCUGAAUGUGGGGAAUCGGUUCAGUGAGACCGGGAUGAAGGAACUGAGAUCUCUACAGGAACCCAGACCCGGACUGAGAGUGGAUCUGUGAACAUCUGAAUGUGGUGAAUCGGUUCAGUGAGACCGGGAUGAAGGAACUGAGAUCUCUACAGGAACCCAGACCCGGACUGAUGGUGGAUCUGUGAACAUCUGAAUGUGGUGAAUCGGUUCAGUGAGACCGGGAUGAAGGAACUGAGAUCUCUACAGGAACCCAGACCCGGACUGAUGGUGGAUCUGUGAACAUCUGAAUGUGGUGAAUCGUUUCAGUGAGACCGGGAUGAAGGAACUGAGAUCUCUACAGGAACCCAGACCCGGACUGAUGGUGGAUCUGUGAACAUCUGAAUGUGGUGAAUCGGUUCAGUGAGACCGGGAUGAAGGAACUGAGAUCUCUACAGGAACCCAGACCCGGACUGAGAGUGGAUCUGUGAACAUCUGAAUGUGGUGAAUCGGUUCAGUGAGACCGGGAUGAAGGAACUGAGAUCUCUACAGGAACCCAGACCCGGACUGAGAGUGGAUCUGUGAACAUCUGAAUGUGGUGAAUCGGUUCAGUGAGACCGGGAUGAAGGAACUGAGAUCUCUACAGGAACCCAGACCCGGACUGAUGGUGGAUCUGUG
This is a messenger RNA of Hypanus sabinus (Atlantic stingray), 5051 nucleotides long. RefSeq names its product NACHT, LRR and PYD domains-containing protein 3-like. Gene Ontology annotation, molecular function: protein binding. The coding region runs from base 1307 to 3232 and encodes 641 amino acids. NCBI's taxonomy places the organism in Eukaryota, Metazoa, Chordata, Chondrichthyes, Myliobatiformes, Dasyatidae. Gene Ontology annotation, cellular component: cytoplasm. The transcript has 6 exons. The record is from RefSeq and is a predicted model, not a curated record.